Molecule: messenger RNA, 1588 nt
Organism: Thrips palmi
Lineage: Eukaryota; Metazoa; Arthropoda; Insecta; Thysanoptera; Thripidae
Gene: stops
Exons: 3
Coding region: 53-1108 (351 amino acids)
Biological process (GO): intracellular signal transduction
Source: RefSeq, a predicted model, not a curated record
GACACCUGAGCAGCCGCGGCCGAACUUCGGCCGCGCCGGCCGGCCGCUCGCCAUGGCCAUGGACACCAUCCUGGACGUGUUCUUCGAGAAGGUGUUCUCCAAGCUGCCGCGCGGGGCGCUGGUGUCGCGGUACAAGCGCGAGGAGCUGUGCGACUACUUCGGGACGGUCAUCGUGGGGUGCGUGGGCGCAGAGCAGGUGACGGCGCAGGAGGCCGUGGGACGCACGGUGUGCGCGGCGCUGCGCUACCACGCCGCCACGAGGGACGCCAACGGCAACGUGUGCCUCAAGGGCAAGUUCCACGACAUCCUGUACGUGGUGGCCAAGUUGGCCUACGACUGGGAGCUGCAGGACAGCCACACCGUCACGCGCCUGCUGCGCGACCUGCACGCGUGUGAGGACACGUUCGAGCGCCUCACCGUGGGCGCCAUCGUGGGCACCAGGGUGUCGCACCUGCUGUCGGGGUGGAAGAGCGAGUUCGCGGACCGCGAGGAGAACCUGCAGGCCCUGGAGUACUUCCUGCGGCACGCGGACGGGCAGCGCCUCGUGUUCCAGGCGAAGCAGGGCCCCGGCCUGGGCAAGCAGGCCAAGGACAGGCCUCGGCGCUUCGCGGACGUGGCCAUGCGCGCGUGCGGCGGGCUGACGGCGGCCGCCAUGGCGCUGGACGUGGCCAAGGUGGACACGCUGCUGCUGCUGCUGCGCCACGGCGCCACCAUCCAGUUCCCGGACCGCGAGAGCGUGGACGACGCGCGCGCCACGCCCGUGGACGUGGUGCUGGGCAAGCUGCUGGACUUCCGGGAGCGCUUCCCCGGCGAGCCCUUCCCGGAGGAGACGCUGGCGUGCCUGCGCGUGCUGCUGCGCGUGGUGCCCUCGGCCGCGGACUCGGCGCUGCUGCGCCACUGCCCUGACGUCAUCCUGGGCCUGGCGGGGCAGGACGGCGCGCCCCUGGUGCCCCUCUGCCGCCUCGGCGUGACGCCCCCCGAGCUGAAGCACCUGUCGCGCUGCGCCGUGCGGCACCAGCUGCACCUCGCCUGGGGGCUCCCCAAGGGCAUCGAGGCCCUGAGCGUGCCCCACGCCCUGCGCCGCUACCUGGACCUGGAGCUGGACUAGCUCUCUCUGGAAGCAGCUUGCCGCAGUGUAAUUUAUUGUUUUUUCAUUAUUUACGUUAGGGGUACUUGUUUACUUAUUUUUUUAGUGCGGAAGUAGGACUUACUCUGCUUCGCUGGGCUGGUGGAGCGGGACCAAAGAUGUACGUAAUUCUAGUUUAUCAACUUAUUCUACUAUCUACUCAUUCUAUUCUAAUUAUUAUCCUCUCUAUUCUAGUUACUAUCUACUUAUUCCAUUCUAGUAUUAUAGUAUUAUAUUCUAGUUAUUAUCUUAAGCAAACGUCUCCGGGCGAUCAAUGAGUGUCAUUUCUAGUCAGAUACUGUAAAUUUAUGUGUACAUGUGUGUUUGUUUCUUGUUUAUUUAUUUUGUUUUUGGUAGUUUAAAGUAAAAUGAGCCUUUCUGUGUCCGUCCAAUAAAUUGACCAUGCGCGAUAUUUCGAAAAGUUGUCGAACGAAUGUCAUCGCAAUGGCAACUACUUAUUCA